AACACGCGAAUUAAACGGGAGCGCAUUUACGCAACACGCUACAUGAUUAUAUUUUGUGUUUGUAAACGCUUGAAAGGUUCAGCGGGGGUUGAUGUUGUUUUUCGUGGGAGGAAAAAAAAAGGGCUGAGGAUGUGUUAGGAGAUGAGGAUUGAUUUGUUUCACCUUACUAGGAAGUGAGUGUUGUGUCCGGGAAGGGGAGGGACUCCGACGACAAGUCUGGGGCGCUGCUGUGCUACUUACAAGGCUGCAGCAGUGCAACGUUUUAAUCCCAAAUACUUGAUUCCGUGCGUGUUGUUGUUUUGUUUUUGUUUUUUGCGUAAGUGUCCGAGAGUCACGCAACAAAGAAUCGAGGCUUUUAUUUUUGUUUACAAGCGCGUUUGGCCCGGUUCUCCUCGGCCCGGCCUGGCCUGCACGCUGUGCAUGUGCAUGUGCAGAGGGAGAGCCUAUAGCGCAGGCUAAUGGCAGUCGUGCUUACUACUGCCACUACCGCACGUCAAGUUGUCCGUGAACUUUGUCACAUUUCGGAGCCAUGUCCAGCCUUCUGUUGGUGCGGAACGGCGGGAGAGCGGUGUCGCUAAUCCGCGGGGGGCGCAGAGGCACCGACGCACUUUCAGGAGUUCAUCCGGUGGCGCGGCGCUUCAUCAUAGACAUGUCCUACUCAGCGCACUUCAUGGAUUUUAAAGGAUCCUCCAUACCGAGCAGUAUGAAAAAGCUGGUCGUAACCAAGCUUAGUCCUAAUUUCAGAGAGGCCGUUUCUAUGCAAACCGUUGCGGUUCCGACACCCGGAGACGCGGACUUGCUCGUCAGGAAUCGUUUUGUGGGAAUCAACGCCUCCGAUAUUAAUUACUCUGCAGGCCGCUACGACCCCUCGCUGAAGCCCCCCUUCGAUGCCGGUUUCGAGGGUAUCGGUGAGGUCGUCGGCCUCGGCCUUAGCGCCAGCUCCCGUUACACCGUCGGGGACACUGUGGCCUACUUCAGCAGCGGUGCGUUUGCAGAGUACACGGUGGUGCCAGCCAAGGAAAGUGUGCCCGUCCCCGCUGUGAAGCCAGAGUUCCUCACCCUGCUGGUCAGCGGUGCCACGGCCUACAUCGCCUUGAAACGUCUGGGCGACCUGGCCAAAGGUGAGACGGUCCUCGUCACGGCGGCAGCAGGAGGGACUGGGCAGUUCGCCGUGCAGUUUGCCAAACAGGCCGGUUGCCACGUGAUCGGGACCUGUUCGUCCAACGAGAAAGCCGGCUUCCUUAAAUCCCUCGGCUGCAACAGGCCCAUCAACUACACCACGGAAGACCUGGCCAAGACUCUUAGGAAAGAGUACCCACAAGGCAUAGACGUGGUGUAUGAGUCAGUUGGAGGCAGCGUUUUAGAGCUGGCAGUGAACAGUUUGGCCAAUAAGGGCCGGCUGAUAGUGAUUGGCUUCAUCUCUGGGUACCAGACUGCAUCAGGGAUCCCACCCUUCAGAGGAGGAACACUACCGGUCAAGCUGCUUCAGAAGUCGGCCAGCAUUCGAGGUUUCUUCCUGCCCCACUUCUUCAGUGACUACAGGGAGGCCCUGGGUAGCAUGAUGCAGAUGUUUGCCAAAGGGAAGCUAGUGUGUGAGGUGGAUUGUGGGGAUUUGGCGCAGGGGGGGAGGUUUGUAGGCCUAGAGUCAGUCUUCCGGGCUGUGGACCACAUGUAUGCCGGGAAAAACCUGGGCAAAGUGGUGGUGGAGGUGGCACCACCCGCUGUUAGUAAUAGUAAGCUGUGAUGUCACAGAUUGUUGAUGCACUAAUGAAAGUAGAAAAUGAUUGUAAUGUUUAAAAUGACAAGAUGUGAAUUAGGGCUUUAAAUAAUAAUCUUUAUUUUUGUAAGAUGAUUGAUAUGACAUUAAAGGUAAAGCUACAUGAUGCUUCUGUGAAUAAAUAGAAUUUAGCUACUUUAUUUUCUGCUAUAUCUUACUGUGGAAAAUAUGUGCAAUAACGUGAAUAAUACGUGAGGCUUCGAUCAUUCUUAAUUUGCAAGAGUGAAUUUGAUGUAAAACAGAAUCUGUAAAGUAACAUAUCUAUGCAUUGAUUGCACAAAUAUUCCGAUUAAACCUCAGAAACAGUAGCCUCAAUCAUUUUCUGUAGAGAAUAUCUUGACAGCGUUGCCUAAUCUUGUGUGCCCACCCUCUUGUAGAAGUCCACGUCUGAAAUAAUUUUAGACCUGCUGCCAUAAUGUGCCAGCUUU
Messenger RNA from Seriola dumerili (greater amberjack), 2205 nucleotides. It is a transcript of the gene zadh2, whose product is annotated as zinc binding alcohol dehydrogenase domain containing 2. The transcript is spliced from 2 exons. Gene Ontology annotation, molecular function: oxidoreductase activity; zinc ion binding. Gene Ontology annotation, cellular component: mitochondrion. The coding region runs from base 530 to 1744 and encodes 404 amino acids. NCBI's taxonomy places the organism in Eukaryota, Metazoa, Chordata, Actinopteri, Carangiformes, Carangidae. The record is from RefSeq and is a predicted model, not a curated record.